This is a messenger RNA of Myodes glareolus (Bank vole), 1178 nucleotides long. It is a transcript of the gene Id2, whose product is annotated as inhibitor of DNA binding 2. Gene Ontology annotation, cellular component: nucleus; cytoplasm. Gene Ontology annotation, molecular function: transcription regulator activity; protein dimerization activity. The record is from RefSeq and is a predicted model, not a curated record. Gene Ontology annotation, biological process: cell differentiation; negative regulation of transcription by RNA polymerase II; circadian regulation of gene expression. NCBI's taxonomy places the organism in Eukaryota, Metazoa, Chordata, Mammalia, Rodentia, Cricetidae.
CGCGCUUCAUUCUGAGCAGAGCCAGGUGCCGCACAGCCAGCUCGGCCCCCCUGCGGCGGCUCCCUCCCGGCCUCUCCUCCUACGAGCAGCAUGAAAGCCUUCAGUCCGGUGAGGUCCGUUAGGAAAAACAGCCUGUCGGACCACGGCUUGGGCAUCUCCCGGAGCAAAACCCCGGUGGACGACCCGAUGAGCCUUCUCUACAACAUGAACGACUGCUACUCCAAGCUCAAGGAACUGGUGCCCAGCAUCCCGCAGAACAAGAAGGUGACCAAGAUGGAAAUCCUGCAGCACGUCAUCGACUACAUCUUGGACCUGCAGAUCGCCCUGGACUCGCACCCCACGAUCGUCAGCCUGCACCAUCAGAGACCUGCACAGAACCAGGCGUCCAGGACGCCGCUGACCACCCUGAACACGGACAUCAGUAUUCUGUCUUUGCAGGCGUCUGAAUUCCCUUCUGAGCUUAUGUCGAAUGAUAGCAAAGUACUCUGUGGCUGAAUAAAUUGGAGAACAAGUUGAAUGGACCUUUUUAAAAAGAAAAAGAAAAUGGAAGGAAAACUGAGUGAUCAUCUUCUUCCCAGGAGUUCUCCAACCUGGACUGUGAUACCGUUAUUUAUGAGAGACUUUCAAAGCCCUUUCUACAGUUGGAAGGUUUUCUUUAUAUACUAUUCCCACCAUGGGGAGCGAAAAACGUUACAAAUCACAAGGAAUUGCCCAAUCUAAGCAGACUUUGCCUUUUUUCAAAGGUGGAGCGUGAGCACCCGAAGGAUCCAGUAUUCGGUUACUUAAAUGAAGUCUUUGGUCAGAAAUGGCCUUUUUGACGUUGAGCCUACUGAAUGCUGUGUAUAUAUUUAUAUAUAAAUAUAUAUAUAUAUAUAUAUUGAGUGAAACCUUGUGAACUCUAAGUUUUCUUGUAUAGUGGCAGAAAUACCUAUUUCUGCAUAAAAAUGUAAUGACGUACUUAUGCUAAACUUUUUAUAAAAGUUUAGUUGUAAACUUAACCCUUUUAUACAGAAUAAAUCAAGUGUGUUUAUUGAAUGUUGAUUGCUUGCUUUAUUUCAGACAACCAGUGCUUUGAUUUUUUUUUAAUGACGCUGUUAUAACUGAACCCAAAUAAAUAAAUACCAGUUCAAAUUUAUGUAGACUGUAUUAAGAUUAUAAUAAAAUGUGUCUGACAUCAA